Messenger RNA from Gamsiella multidivaricata, 1857 nucleotides. RefSeq names its product P-loop containing nucleoside triphosphate hydrolase protein. Lineage: Eukaryota; Fungi; Mortierellomycota; Mortierellomycetes; Mortierellales; Mortierellaceae. The transcript has 2 exons. Gene Ontology annotation, molecular function: ATP hydrolysis activity; ATP binding. Bases 1 to 1857 code for a protein of 618 amino acids. The record is from RefSeq and is a predicted model, not a curated record.
AUGUCCGCCCUCUCCGCCUCAAAGCAGAAGCGUCUUGCGGCCAAGGCUGCCAAGGACGCUGCCAAGAAGUCUUCAAGUGCUUCGAGCCCUGCGACCACCAAUGGCCGCAAUACCCCCGCCCCUGGCGGCGAUAAUGAGGACGGCGACUCAUUGGCACCUGCUAUGAGUGCCAUGGACCUUGCCAAGCAGAGGGGAGGCGACCGUAACUCGACCGGAGUGCUGACAUCGCAGCCUCUGUCCCGCGAUAUCAAGAUCGAGUCCUUUUCGUUGUCCUUCCACGGCCGUGAGCUGAUCUCGAACACCGAUAUCGAUCUCAACUUUGGUCGUCGUUACGGCCUUAUUGGUUCAAACGGGUCCGGAAAGUCGACCUUCCUCGAGUGUCUGGCUGCUCGUGAAGUCCCUAUUCCUGAGCACAUCGACAUCUACUUACUGCAAGAAGAGGCUGCCCCCUCGGACUUUAAUGCCAUCGAGGCUGUUGUCACCGAGGCAAAGUUAGAGGUUGAGCGUCUGGAAAGGCAGGUCGAAGAUAUUCUCGCUGAAGUCGAUGGCGGAGAGAACCCUCUCCUUGAUGACAUCUAUGAGCGUAUCGAAGGCCUGGACCCCGCGACCUUCGAUACCCGCGCUGCCACGUUGCUCCACGGUCUUGGCUUCACCAAGAAGGACAUGCUCAAGGCCACCAAAGACAUGUCUGGAGGAUGGCGCAUGCGUGUCGCCCUCGCCAAAGCCCUGUUCGUCAAGCCCACCCUUCUUUUGCUGGACGAACCCACCAACCACUUGGAUCUUGAGGCCUGCGUGUGGCUCGAGGACUACCUUUCCAAGUACGACCGUAUCCUCAUCCUCAUCUCUCACUCUCAGGAUUUCCUGAACGGAGUCUGCACCAACAUCAUGAACCUGAACCACAAGCGAAAGCUCGUCAACUAUGGUGGUAACUAUGACACCUACGUCAAGACCCGUGCCGAGUUGGAGGUCAAUCAGAUGAAGGCCUAUGUUAAGCAGCAGGAGGAGAUUGCUCACAUCAAGAAGUUCAUCGCCUCGGCCGGUACCUAUGCCAAUUUGGUCAGACAGGCCAAGUCCAAGCAGAAGAUUAUCGACAAGAUGGAGGCUGCUGGUCUUAUUGAGAAGGUCGACCCACCACUGCUCUUCAAAUUCAAGUUCUCAGACACUGACAAGCUGCCCCCUCCAGUUUUGGCCUUCGAUGAGGUUGCCUUUGCUUACUCUGGCGACAUGAAGGAUUCCCUCUAUCGAGGCGUCAAUCUCGGAAUUGACAUGGAUUCGCGUGUCGCUCUUGUCGGACCAAACGGAGCCGGAAAGUCGACUCUCCUCAAACUGAUGACUGGUGACCUGAGCGCUACCCAGGGUCGUGUCCAGCGUCAUAUGCAGCUCAAGCUCGGCAAGUACAGCCAGCACUCUGCCGAUCAGCUCGACAUGGACCUCUCGCCCAUCGAUUACAUGCGCAAGCGCUUUCCUGACCUGCCGCAGGACACUGACCAUUGGCGUCAGACCCUCGGCAAGUACGGUCUUACGGGAUCCCACCAGACCUCACCCAUCGGCCACCUGUCGCACGGUCUUCAGACACGCUUGGUCUUUGCAGAGUUGGCCCUGUCUCGUCCUCACAUGCUUUUAUUGGACGAGCCUACCAAUCACUUGGAUAUGGAGUCGAUUGAUGCGUUGGCAGAGGCCAUCAAGACGUUCACUGGAGGAGUUGUCCUUGUUUCUCACGACUUCCGUCUGUUGAAGGAGGUCGCAGACCACAUCAUUGUUGUUGAUAAGGGCGUGUCUGUCUUUAACGGAACUAUUCUUGAGUACAAGAAGAUUUUGCAGAAGAAGUCACGAGAGAACGCUGGUCUUAUCAAUUAG